AUGUUCGGAAUGUGGAAAGGUAUAUUCCCUUGUUUGAGGAGCGAGCUCAGAUUAAAGUUAGAGAAUUCGUUAAUAGUGAUAAUAGCAAGUACCGUUUUAUAUAAUAUUCGAAUUAGAUGUAACCAAAAUCAUGGCGACGAAGUCGUUAUUAGAGAAGAGGCGGGGGUGAACAACGAAAUACCUACUAACCCACAGAGUGGACUGAACAUGAGACAGAACUUUGUGCAACAACACUUUCAAUGA
Messenger RNA from Acanthoscelides obtectus, 243 nucleotides. NCBI's taxonomy places the organism in Eukaryota, Metazoa, Arthropoda, Insecta, Coleoptera, Chrysomelidae. The record is from the annotation of a GenBank genome assembly.